Messenger RNA from Wickerhamiella sorbophila, 2733 nucleotides. RefSeq names its product putative WD repeat-containing protein C4F8.11. Gene Ontology annotation, molecular function: protein binding. Bases 1 to 2733 code for a protein of 910 amino acids. NCBI's taxonomy places the organism in Eukaryota, Fungi, Ascomycota, Dipodascomycetes, Dipodascales, Trichomonascaceae. The record is from RefSeq and is a predicted model, not a curated record. The transcript has a single exon. Gene Ontology annotation, biological process: positive regulation of TOR signaling.
AUGGAAGACGAGGCAAGACGUCCUCGAAGGCUACUGUCUUUCGAUGCGUCGCAAGUAUCUCUUUCACGCUUAGGCAAAGCGCUUUACUACACCCGCCCACAACAAAAAACAGAAGAGGAUCCAGAGCGUUUCGGAACCGUCUCGUUUUCUGCCCGGGCACCCAUUAUUGCUAUGGCGGCAUCCCCAGACCACAAAAGUGCUGCUUUGUUGACCAAGGAAUCGCUAGAGGUGGUUCUGAUGUCUACCUCGAACAAUUCUAUUACCCAUGCGAUGAAAAUAAAGCCUCGCUUCAACCCAAGCACCGUGCAAUGGGGUCCCAACAAUCAGAUCGCUUUGGCAGAUUCGGGCGGCUCUAUGUCCAUCCAAACUCUUGGUAAUAGCGGCAAUCUUCUUCAGGCCCCUGGCCAGGCCAUCAAUCUACACUGUGGCGUGACGUCUCUGUGUUUUUCUCCGAAUUCGCUGCUCUUAGCUGCGACUAGCGAUGGCACCGUCAAGCUGUACGACCUCCGUCACAGCCUCAAAAAAGGAGCAAUCUCCAGCUUUCUACGCGAUGGAGAUAUUGCUCGUGAAGCUCAAUUAAGGCCCGACAGCGAAACAAAGUUCGGCGUCAUCUACGAUUCAGGCAUGGUCCAGCGCUGGGAUGUGCGAAACCCCGCAGCUGCGGAUUUAAGAAUAAACGCCCAUUACCAAGGAUUGUCGCUCAAUUGGCAUCCAAUUUCAAACUAUUUGGUAACAGGUGGCCGGGACAAGUCCAUUCAUGUCUGGAACCUUGCAACCGAGUCGCGCACACCAGAAUAUACCAUUCAAACAAUGUCGGCGGUUGCCCGAGUAAGAUGGAUGCCAGGCGAGCAAACAGUAGCUAACUCAGCAGUGAUUUCUUGCGGGCGGUCUCCUACGGAUUUCGGUGUGUCCUACUGGGAUUUGAAGCAUCCUUGGACACCCACGUAUUGGUGCGAAGGUCAUCAAAGUGCCAUCACUGAUUUGGUGGCUAUUUCAGCUCGAAAAAUCUGGAGUUCUUCCAGAGAUAAACAGCUUCUGCAGAUCGAUGUUCAAAACGAGCCACGAGUAUCUGACAAUUGGCCCCCUGCAGUGUUUGCGUGGGCUGCUGAUGAUUGUGUCGCGUUUUCUUUUUCUGGCAAAAAAGCACCCAGUCCACAAACAAUCUCGAAUCCGCCUACUCCAAACCAUCUCCAAAGGCACCAGUCUGUUUCAUUUAUUCGCAGCAAUGCUGUCAAUGUUCCUGGUCAGUCCACUAAUGCGGGUAUGCAUCCUCAGAGCUCGGUGCCCACUCAUAACAUGUUGAUGCCUGGAACUAAUGAACUCGUAAAAUCAAAAUCGUGGGAUAAAAUUCAUCCUGGAGUCGCUUCUCCCCGUGAUGAGCAUCCGGACAGAUCGAGAGCCACUAUACCAACUACGGUUAUUACUUUACCUUAUCCGGCUGAAAUGGAGUGCGUUUUCAAAUACUACGCCGAGAAUUAUAUUUACAACCAAGAAAUUGGUGAGCGACUCGGUGAGAUUUGUAGACACAAUGCACAUAUCUCACACAACACCCGUCGAUUCAGGACUGCGCAGUUUUGGAGGAUAAUAGGAAACACAGUUGAUUUUGCCGAAGAAAGCUUUUUGCGAACACUGCCACCGCAACAACAAGAAGCGGCACGCAGAAUGUUCUUGUUACAAGACGAUACAGCUGAUCAUGCAGAGUCAGUUGUAGUUGGAGAUGCUAGCAGCGGGCCGCCUACAGUUACUGGUAGCCAAACGGCUGUCACCGGUGAGAGUUUUGCUGAUUGGCACGGUUCAGGAGUCAGCUUCAAUAGUGAAGUUUCUGCGAAUAGCGAGACAAGCUCUUUUAACGGUGCUGUGGCUAGCAAACUUACUGCAGCAGUCCAUGCUACAAAUCGUCAGUCACAGAUGCAGGGCGAGCGGACACUGUCGACGUCUACCCGUGAUUCUUCCGAGAUGCUUGAUGGCCCAAGCGGGAGUUAUCAACUCCUUACUGAGGCUCAGAAACUUAGGCUUGGUAUUAAGCCUUCCUCAUACUUUGGACAAUAUGAAACAGUGCAAGCAGUUGCAGUGUCGAACACCUCGGGGACUUCGACACCAGGUAUGCACCAUAUUCAGAGGCUCAGCUCUUCUCGUCGACCAAUGUGGCCUCGUGGCUACAGCGAGAGUAUGACUUCGCUAAGACAGCAAUUUAUCAGCCACAUCUCUCAAAUGAACAACAUGUGGGAUCUAUUGCCUACCCUUCGGCGGGUUAUUUUGCAUUGCUUUGAUGAGGGUCUUUCAUGCACUUCGGUCGCUAUGUAUCUUUUGUUCUCGCACCUACCUAAUAUCGUGCCCAGGAAUCAGAUGGAAGAGUCUGUAUUUGCUUGCAUUGAGCAGAUGCGGGCUAUAUCCUCGUUUGUUCCCGCUGCACACAUCAUGAGUGUUACUUCUGUUUGGCAAGACAAUGCCGGCCAGCCGGACACGACAGUCGAUUUAGUGUGCCACCGUUGUCAGCGCUCCCUGGGGGAGAAUGCUUCGUAUCUUAGCGGCAAUAUGAAUCAGAAAGACGUCGGGUUUUGGUAUUGCAUGCACUGCAAACAGCUGCUGGACGGCUGCAGCAUUUGCAACCAGCCGGUCAAGGGCCUGUGUACGGUUCUGCUGAGAUGUGGCCACAAGUCCCACCCAACAUGCUGGUCUCAAUGGGCAGAAGAAAUGGACGAAUGCCCCGCAGGAUGCGGCCAGCAAGUAUAA